AUGUCACUUCCGCUUCAACGUCCUGAAGGCGGGGACGGUCAAGGAGUUCCAAAGUCUGACGCAGACGUUCCGGUUCAGCCCAGGGUGUCGAAGGAUGUCCAGGAUGCGGGGACAGGCGCACCCGAACCCCAAGCAGAAGAGAAGGCCAACGAGGAAGAUGAGCGAAACAAACGUACCAUCAACAUGUACUCUGGAUUUUAUUGGCCCGAAGCACAUGACUCCCAUGCUGAGGUUCUUCCUCUCAGCACCUUUUUGGAGAAGUCACGAAAGAAGAAGGCACAAGCAGAAGCAGAGAAGAAGGUCAAAUUGGGAACCAUGCUCGGCGUGUACCUGCCAACGAUGCAGAACAUUUUCGGGGUCAUCAUGUUUCUGAGAUUGCACUGGAUCGUCGGCGUGGCUGGACUGCCAGAAGGUUUUUUCAUUGUCCUCCUGAGCUGCUUAGUAACGUUGGCCACCAGCAUUUCACUGUCAGCAAUCGCCACCAAUGGGCUAGUAGAAGAAGGAGGGCCUUAUUACGUGAUAUCAAGAAACCUCAGCCCUGAAUUCGGUGCAGCAAUUGGAAUUUUGUUUUUCAUAGCGAACGCCGUGGCCACAUCGAUGUACGCCGUUGGUUUUGUUGAAGUGCUUCUGAAAUACGUGGCGCCAGAUUUACCUCAGUUCGGGGAACCCGGAAGUCGAACAAUCGCGGAUAUGCACAAUACCUUUCGAGUGUACAGCUCGCUUGUGUUAUUGGUAUUCUUUGUGAUCGUAUCGUUUGGAGUGAAAUUCACACAGCUGUUCGCACCCAUCAGUCUGAUAUGCGUUUUCGUCUCCAUCGGUGCCAAUUUUGUUGGUGCUUUUAUGGCCAAGGAGUCGAAUAGCCCAUUAGUACCGGUAUUGCAAGUAAAUAAGCCGUGUUCGUUGUUUAGAAUUUGCAUGCUUGGAGACCGUCUGCUUAAGAAGGCCGUUCUUGGGUCAGGCAACAUCACUUCCACCUGUCAAAAGACCGAGAACGGCUCUUUGUGGAAUUUGUACUGCUCGCUGAAUACCACCACCAAUGUGUCGUACUGCGACCCGUAUUUUACCAAUAACGAGGUGCGUGUGAUUCCCGGCGUCCCGGGAUUCUCAGCCGAGUUGUUCAGCAGCAACUCUCGGUCGAAUUACAUGCUCGCAGGGGAGGUGUUGCCGGGCGUGGUGGGAAACGCGGCAGCCGAAGUUGUGCAGGACAUCACGACGACGUUUUUUGAGCUACUGGCCAUCCACUUCCCGGCAGUGACCGGAAUAUUGACUGGCUGCAAUAUGUCAGGAGACUUGAAAGAUGUCCGAAAAUCACUUCCGGCCGGAACGAUUGGCGCUCAGCUUACGACCUCAUUCGUUUUCCUGUCUUACGUGUUUCUGUACGGCGAAGCUCUGGGCGGCGCCAUGGUGUCGUCCCAGUUCUCCUGGCCGACCCCUUGGCUGAUGGUCGUCGGCUGCUUGGGGUCAACGUUCGGAGCCGGUCUGCAAUCGGUGCUCUGUGCUCCGCGACUACUGCAGUCGGUUGCCAAGGACGACCUGAUACCUCACCUGUCGUUUUUCUCCAAGGUCACGUCCCGGAACGAGCCGUUUCGCGCUCUACUGCUUACCGUAUUCAUCGGCGAGGCGGCGAUCCUCAUCGGAGCAAUCGACCGCAUCGCCCCGGUGGUGGACUUCUUCUUCCUCAUGUGUUACUGUUUCAUCAACAUCGUCUGUGCCGUGCAGACGCUGCUGCACUUUCCGAACUGGCGGCCGACGUUCCGCUACUACCACUGGGGCAUCGCAGUGUUUGGCGCCGUGCUGUCCCUCUUCAUCAUGUUUGCCACCUACUGGUAUUACGCCAUCUUGGUCAUAGCGGCAUGCUUGUUCAUCUCGAAGUACGUCCAGUACAAAGGAGCCAAGAAGGAGUGGGGUUACGGUAUACAGGGAUUGGCGUUGGCCAGCGCGCAACUCAGCCUGCUGAAAGCGAACGAAAACGAACUGCACCCCAAGAAUUGGCGGCCCCAGCUGUUGCUAAUGUGCAAACUGAAUUCCCAGUACAAAAUGGACGACCCAGAUCUUCUCACUUUUGCGAGCCACCUGCAAGCUGGCAGGGGCUUGACGCUGUUGAUCAGUUUCAUUGAAGCGGACAGCAGCAAACUCAGCGUCAGGACUCAUGCGAAGAAAAUUCAGCACGAACUGAAGGCCCUUAUGGACCGAACCAACGUCGCCGGCUUUGCCAGUGUCAUUCCAGUGCAUGACAUUGCAGAAGCUGCUACCGCCUACAUCCUAGGUUCAGGCAUUGGGGGUCUGCGGCCGAACACCGUGGUAAUCGGAUGGCCAGCACAGCUGGACAGGAAGAACGACUUCACAUACCGAUCGUUACUAUAUGCGUUGCAUGCAGGGGCAACUAUGGAAAAGUGCCUUUUAAUGCUCAGAGGAAAAAUGCCGACUGAACGACAGAAGGUUUCCGGCAACGUCGACGUUUGGUGGAUUAUGCACGACGGCGGCAUCCUGAUUCUCUUACCGUUUCUUUUAAAGCAACACCAGGUGUGGUCGAACUGCCAAAUUCGUGUAUUCGCCGUGGCUCGAGAAAAGGACAACGUUAAAGAAAUGAAACAGGAGCUCGAAACGUUCCUCUAUCAAUUGCGAAUCAGCGCAUCGGUUUCAGUGGUGCAAUUCAGUGACGACACGGUGAUUCCGUUUGCACGCAGCAAAACGCUGCUGACGAGGAAAAAGACGAGGUGGAUCAGUCGUUUGCAUCUACCCGUAAAAGCGGUUUCUAAAGCAAUAAAAUCUCCCGAGGUGAUCGAAAAUGAAGUCACCGAACCCAGUGAUUCAUCCGUCAAAAGUUACACGCUCUCUUCCGAUGUUCUGUUGGACUUGGAAUCGACCACGUUCUCCAGUGAGGAUCAAAGUUGUAGCCAGUCCAGCCAAUCAGGAUCGUUUUCCCUUGAAAAUGGCCAGAAAAGGGUAGGUGAUCAGGAAAAUGAUGAGGAAUUGCUGUGGAAGCAGAUCUUGAUGGCAGACCCGAAUCUGAAAACCGCUUUGCAGCUGAACGCCAUUAUUUACGAACAGUCGUUCAACAGCGUGAUGGUGGUGAUUAAUUUGCCUUCUGCUCCCGGAACGCUCGACAAUGUUACGAUGUACAUGGAUUACAUUGAAAUAAUGAUCAAUGGACUUAAGCUUGUACUGAUGGUGCGAGGCAGUGGCAGAGAGGUCAUUUCCAUUUACUGA
Molecule: messenger RNA, 3210 nt
Organism: Soboliphyme baturini
Lineage: Eukaryota; Metazoa; Nematoda; Enoplea; Dioctophymatida; Soboliphymatidae
Source: the annotation of a GenBank genome assembly